Molecule: messenger RNA, 2649 nt
Organism: Aspergillus calidoustus
Lineage: Eukaryota; Fungi; Ascomycota; Eurotiomycetes; Eurotiales; Aspergillaceae
Source: the annotation of a GenBank genome assembly
AGGCUUGGCACGUGAGAACAGUUAACGGCCAGGUGGAGCGACCGAUUAACUUGCUCCACGCAUUGAGCAGCCUCAUCCAAGGGGCCAUUCUUGCGCUGCAUUGCUUUUCCUUGACGGUCGGUCGAAGUCAUCAUGCCUGUCGAUCGCAGGAAGGCUGCUGUGUUUGGUGGCGCACUUGCCCUCCGACUCUUGCUUUUGCUCUUGUUUCCCUCCCUGCCUGACUUACUGACAGGACGAGUGGAGGUGUCGACGCCAGUAACCAGCUUCAAGAGACUCCAGGAAGGUCUAUUUCUCUACAAUCGCAACGUGUCACCCUACGACGGAGGAGUCUUUCAUCAAGCACCGCUUCUACUCCCGAUCUUCUCGCUGCUGCCGAACGCUCAGGAGUAUCCGCUUCCGACUGCACUGUUCUACUCCCUUGUUGAUCUACUCAAUGCGAAGGCUCUGGUCACCAUCUCCGAUUCCGCUCAGGCCGUGUCGGGGAGGUUAUACUCGUCAAUUAGGAAAGACAUCAAAUGGGAUGGGUCUGUAGUCGCCGCAUGGUUUCUGUUUAACCCAUUCACCAUCGCAACCUGCCUCGGUCGAUCAACCGGAGUAUUUACUUCGACCGGAAUUCUAUAUGCCCUUUCAGCGGCAGUUCAAGGCCAGCCCCUCAACUCAAUGCUCGCAUUGGGGCUCGCGUCGUACUUCUCGAUAUACCCCGCGCUUUUGUUCAUCCCUCUCGUUCUUCUGUGCUACGAUCGACAGGCCGAGCAUACCGGUACCACUCCAUCGACCGCUCUGUUUGUCAUAAAACACCUUGCCGUGUUUCUUUCCACCAUCGUCGGGCUUCUCGGAAUCUCUCUAUUGAUCAUCGGUGACUUUUCGACGCUCCUCUCUGCGACCUACGGCUUCCAGCUUCUCGUUCCGGAUCUCACUCCUAACAUUGGACUUUGGUGGUACUUCUUCAUUGAGAUCUUCGACUCGUUCCGCGACUUCUUCCUCGGCGUUUUUUGGCUUCACCUAACGGCCUAUGCUGGCAGUCUAACUGUACGAUUACGCCGACAGCCGCUCUUUGUUGUCACCUCGUUGCUGGGAAUUUUUGCAGUCUUCAAGCCCUAUCCAAGCAUUUCAGAUGCCUCGCUAUAUUUUUCCCUUCUUCCGCUAUACCGACACUACUUCCCUUUGAUGCGCUACACAUUUUUCUCAGUCUCAGCCCUUCUCUACGCCUCAUUACUUGGUCCCGCAUUCUACCACCUCUGGAUUUACGCCGGGUCCGGAAACGCCAACUUCUUCUACGCAAUCACUCUCGUAUGGAGUUUGGGUCUUUCGCUCAUCAUUGCGGAUACUAUCUUCGCCGCCCUCCGCGACGAAUGGGAACAAGAGAACCCCGACAAGCGCGGCAAGACCGUCAAGCAGGUGUAAAUUGUAAAUAUACUCAACCUUCACACAAUGUUCCUUAUUACUAGUAUCUAGAUAGCCACUAACGCAAACUUUUGGACAUAAUCAUAUAAUCAGCCUCCUUGACUGACCCAUUCCGUAAUUUCCGCGGCCGCGGCGAGCUUUCAUCCUCCGUAUACCCCACUUUCUCAUAGAACAUAAUCGCGCGCCGAUUCGACUUGAAAACCGUCAACAUGGCCUUCUCAAGCCCAAUGCGCGCUCCCACCCGCUCAAACCGCGCCAUCAGCUCCUCCCCCAGCCCUUGCCCCUGCACCUCCGGCGUAAGAUGGAUCUCGUAGCAGUAGAGCACUUCAUACCCGUCUUCGUACGUAACCAUGUAUUCGAGAAAGCCUGCAAAGUCCGAGCCCUCACUCUCAUAACUACCACCAGCAGCAACAGCAGCAGCAGCAGCAUCGCCAUCGAGCACCGCCCGUCGUAAAAUCAUAUACUUCAUAUCCGGUAGCUUCAUCUCCUUUCUCUUUUCCUUUGGUGACCAUCCCAUACUCGACGUCUUGUACGCGGCUGAGGAGGUUAGCUCGAUGAGACCGAAACAUGCAUCUAGGUCGGCGACAUGGAUCGUUGCUGCUGUGUGAAUGUCGAGUGUAUAUGUGCACGUAGGUGUAGCUGUAGAUGCAUCUGAUUUCUCCUUUGCACCUGGCCCUUUCUUUGAUGCAGGCAAGUUCUCCGCUUUGGUGGGAGCAUCUUUGAAUUCGUCAUCAUGGCGUGAAGGAGACGAGGUAGAAGAGUCUUGUUCCUUCCGUGCUGCCUUCUGGAAUCUCAGUUCCGAGGAUGGGAUGUAUAACGAUACAAACUCCUCGAGAGAUAGUGCAUUCGUGCGCUCGACUAACGGGAGCGGUUUCGGUUUAUCUGGGGAGCUGUUAGCUUGGACAGGGCACGCGAUCAGGUCGAAGCAGAAGCAGUAAGAGAAAGGCAACGUGUUGGCUUCAGACUGACUAGACUGACGCUUUUGAGAUGAUAUCCCGAAAUUCGCGCGAGAUUUCUUUGUUGAGUGGCUGCGAUCUGAUGGCAUGGCUACUGGCUCGGCGGGAUAUGAAGCUUCGGAGUUGCUAAGAGCGAAUUUGGGAUGAGUGAUUAUUUUAGAUUUGUACAAAGUAUCAGCACGCGGGGUUGCUUUUAUAAAACUCGUGUACAUGUAAUCAGAUGGAAGUUUGGAGUCCUUGAUCAGAUCUCGUCGAGGCAUGAGGGCAUGAGAGGGGAGGUGGUUCGCGU